AUGGCUAUGUGUGCUAAGGUGACAAUUGCAGAGGUCGAGGAGAUUGUCGAAGAAGGAGAACUCGACCCAGAUUUUAUAGUGACUCCAUCAGUAUUUGUAAAAAGACUUAUAAAAGGCGAAAAAUAUGAAAAACCUAUAGAGCACUUAGUAGAAGAAGAAAAAUUAUCAAGAAUUGAUAACCCAGAUAAGCUGAAAAUCAUUAACAGAGCUUUAAAAGAAAUCAAAGAAGGCAUGUAUAUACAUUUCGCAUUAGGAUUACCACAGCUCGUUUUUCGGUCAGUCCCAGACAAAAGCAAAAUAAGGAUUCAUUCAACCCCAGGGGUUGUAGGUGUUGCUGGAUAUGCUGAAGAGGGCAAAACAGACCCAGACUUGAUUAACACUGGCAGAGCAACGAUCCGUUUGGCAGCUGGAGCUUCAAUUGUUUCAUCGUUUGAUUCAUUGAAUAUUCUAAGAGGUGGCCAUAUGGAUUUAUCCUAUUUCUAUUAAUAUUUCUCUAUUAAUAAUUAAUAAAAUUUUUUUACUAGGCUUAAUUUAUAUGGUUUAAUUAUGGUUGGAGCUUUUGAGGUCUCCAAAAAUGGAGACCUUGCGAAUUGGGGUGUCCAUGGUGAAGGCAAAGGCAUAGGAGUCACUAUGGACUUAGUUUCUAGCAGAAAAUCAAGAAUUGUCUGUUUAACCCCUCACACAAGAAAAGGGAAGCCCAAGAUUGUAGAAGAGUGCAGGAAUUAUCCUAUUUCGGGAAGAGGAGUUGUGGAUACUCUUAUUACAGAUCUGGGGGUUUUUGAGUUUAAGAGGGAAGGAGGAAUGACACUUACAGAAAUUGCAAGAGGCGUUACUGUUGAAGCUGUGGUGGCCAAUACUAGCUGCUCUUUCCUCGUUGCUUCUGAUUUGAAAAGUAUGGACUAA
Molecule: messenger RNA, 903 nt
Organism: Blepharisma stoltei
Lineage: Eukaryota; Ciliophora; Heterotrichea; Heterotrichida; Blepharismidae
Source: the annotation of a GenBank genome assembly